CUGAGGCUUUCGGGACGGCGGCGGGAAGAUGGCGGCCUUCACAGACCGGCUUGGAACCGUGGAAGCCGAGGGGAACGCGAGUCGCCAGGGGAGCUCGGGAGUGGAGGUGGUGCUUCCCUCCGAUCCCGCCACCCCCGCCCCGUUGUGCCCUCACGGACCCACUCUUCUGUUUGUAAAGGUGAGCCAAGGGAAAGAAGAAACACGGAGGUUUUAUGCCUGCUCAGCCUGUAGAGAUAGAAAAGAUUGUAAUUUUUUUCAAUGGGAAGAUGAAAAGUUGUCAGGAGCUAGACUUGCUGCCCGAGAAGCUCUUAACCGAAGAUGUCAGCCUCCUCUGUCCCGAGUGCUGUGUGUGGAAAGGUAUGUGAAGUUCAUUGAGCUGCCGUUGUCUCAGAGGAAGUUUUGUCAAAAAUGUCAGCAGUUGCUGUUGCCAGAUGACUGGGAGAAGCAUCGUGAGCACCAGGCAGUGGGUGAUAUUUCUAUCGCCCAGUUAAAAAGGCCCAGUCAGCUCCUUUAUCCGUUGGAAAACAAGAAGACACAUGCCCAGUAUUUGUUUGCUGAUAGGAGCUGUCAGUUCUUGGUAGACCUACUUUCUACCCUUGGGUUCAGAAGAGUACUGUGUGUUGGAACACCAAGGUUACAUGAGCUGAUCAGGUUGAAAGCAUCAGGUGACAAGAAGCCUAACAUGAAAAGCCUUUUAUUGGAUAUUGAUUUUCGGUAUUCACAGUUUUAUAUGGAAGAUAGCUUUUGCCAUUAUAACAUGUUUAAUCAUCACUUCUUUGAUGGAAAGGCUGCCCUUGGAGUAUGUAGAACAUUUCUACAGGAAGAUAAAGGUGAAGGAGUCAUUAUGGUGACAGACCCUCCUUUCGGUGGCUUGGUUGAACCUCUGGCUGUUACAUUCAAGAAGUUAAUUGCUAUGUGGAAAGAAGGUCAAAGCCAAGAUAACAAAGAACUACCCAUUUUCUGGAUUUUCCCCUAUUUUUUUGAAUCCCGAAUUUGUCAGUUUUUUCCAAGUUUCUGCAUGCUGGAUUAUCAGGUAGAUUAUGAUAAUCAUGCACUUUAUAAACAUGGAAAGACGGGUCGAAAACAGUCUCCUGUGCGUAUUUUCACCAAUAUUCCACCCAACAAAAUAAUCCUUCCUGUUGAAGAAGGGUACAGAUUUUGCCCUCUGUGUCAGCGAUAUGUUUCUCUAGAGAAUCAGCACUGUGAGCACUGUAAUUUUUGCACAUCCAAGGAUGGCAGGAAAUGGAACCAUUGCUUUCUCUGCAAAAAGUGUGUAAAGCCUUCCUGGAUCCACUGUAGCAUUUGCAAUCACUGUGCUCUUCCAGACCACUCUUGUAAGGGCUCUAAAGACGGCUGCUUCAUUUGUGGUGAAUUAGAUCAUAAACGUGGUACUUGCCCUCGCAUCUCUACAUCUAAGAAAGUUAACAAAGCUGUCAGAAAGCAGAAGCAAAGAAAAAGUAAUAAGAUGAAAAUGGAGACCACUAAAGGACAAUCCAUGAAUCAUACAUCUGUUACAAGGAAGAAGAAAAGGAGAGAAAGAGCUCAUCAAUAUCUUUGCUCUUAAAUGUCCAGUGACUUGAGAAUAAGAAAGAUUUAUAGUCCAGCCUUUGAUGCCAUUUUCUGAAAGUGCCACACUGGAUUUAAAUUCUGUCACUUUCACAGGUGUGCACCUUUCUGAACUAGAUAAUAGACAGGUAGUACUUGCUGGUUUAUAGACCCCUCAGCAGAGUCUCUGGAGACCUGGUAAGUUGUUCCAUCCUUGCUGGUUUACUAGUUGUCUCUGUGUGUUUUUUCUCUCUUUAAAUCUCUUCCAAUCAUGUCAUGUUAGCCUCUUUUAUCUGAAAAGUGGGCAUGUAGCAUUCUUCUGCAGAGUCAGAAGAAAAUGAAAACCUGAGGUUUUAUUUACAUUACAUAAGAGUAUGUUAAGAAAGAUAUUUUAAAUAUUAAAACAUUCUCCAAUGGCUUAGACUCCACUUGUAAAGAGAAGUACAAUGUACAGUUAUUUUUAGACAGACUCUGAAGGUGAUGGAAAGAAUUUUGACAAAGGCAGUCUAAAGAUAUAAUCAUAAAUUAUGGUUACAUUAUUAUUAAAUAUUCAUUUUUCAAGUACUUUUUGCAGCUGUCCUUUGAUGGUAUAGAAUCACCUAAAUGUUUGUUGCAUAAAUGAGGUAUUCAGAACUUGCUCUGUCAUCUCCUGUUUUAUAACCUAGGCAAUAAGUUUCUCUAUAAAAGUGGUGCAGAAGGCAGGAUAGUUUGGUGCCUAAAUCCCUUCAUUCCUAUUCUAACGCUUCCUGACAGUAUGUCCUUUGCCAAGUUAUUCACUUUUUAGAAGCCCCUGUUUCUUCAUUAUCAUAAUGGGAACAAUAAUAGUUACACCUCAGGUUUGUUUUCGUGAUUAAGUGCGCAUGUGCCUGGCUCUCAGUUCUGUUAUGGGUGAGAAAUGUUAGCAAGUGAAGAUGCCUCUGGAGCCAUAAUGGCAAUCCUCUCACAUCUCACUGAAGGGAGUAGUUUGAAAUCCAAGGACAAACAGUUCAUCACCCACCCCCACCCCCACCCAUUUCUCUGCUAAGAAUCUGACAUUAUCUCCUUAAGAUUGGAUAGUUUUGAAGGGCUUGCAUUUGCAUAAUGAGUAUUCUCUUGUUCCCAAACACCUGCCUCAGAGCUUGUUUGGAGGCAUUUUUGCUUGGGCUUAGCUAGGGCCCUGUGAGUAAAGGUAGAACUGCACUCUAUCUAGUAUUUAAAUUCCAUCUGGUAUUUAAGUUAGGACUGUUUGAUGCCUGAUGUGGGGUACUCAAGUGGGGUCCUGCUCACUGUGGUGGUACAUCAGACGACGUCAAAUGAUGGGCUAAGUUCCUAGACUUAGUAAGCAUUGGAACUCUUCUCUUGCCCCCUUUACUACAUGGGUUGCUAUGGUGAUAGGAUUAAUUACCAUGAGAUAUGAACCUUGUAGAAUCCAUGUGAGGGCUCCCCUCUCUGAUUCAGGCAUGGAUAUGGACAUUGCCUGACUUUCGUGGUAUCCACAAUAUCAUGGUAAAAUCUAUAUCUCCCCUGAAAUUCUGGCACCUGAGGGACCGUGACUACUGCAGAAUUGGGUCCUGAUGGCCAAUAGUUUUUAUCAUCACCAUAUUUCCUUUGUUUUAAGAUACCAUCAAUUGUAAAAAAUGCAUUAUUGAUGUAAUCAUAGCUUUUUAGGGGGGAAAAACUCCAUCUCAUUAAUUAUGCAUAUUAAAAUUUAGAUGUAUUCUAUUUCAGAAAUAUUAAAAUGCAAAAAUAAAUGUACAUCUUAGAAUUGAAGAAAUAAGGUAUUACUUAUAAUCAGGAAUUAUGUACUUAAAACUUUGUUACCUUCUUAGAAAAUUAAACAUAAGAAAACUA
Molecule: messenger RNA, 3375 nt
Organism: Rhinolophus ferrumequinum (greater horseshoe bat)
Lineage: Eukaryota; Metazoa; Chordata; Mammalia; Chiroptera; Rhinolophidae
Gene: ZCCHC4
Product: zinc finger CCHC-type containing 4
Exons: 13
Coding region: 29-1564 (511 amino acids)
Biological process (GO): rRNA methylation
Cellular component (GO): nucleolus; cytoplasm
Molecular function (GO): nucleic acid binding; rRNA (adenine-N6-)-methyltransferase activity; zinc ion binding
Source: RefSeq, a predicted model, not a curated record